Molecule: messenger RNA, 1289 nt
Organism: Phascolarctos cinereus (koala)
Lineage: Eukaryota; Metazoa; Chordata; Mammalia; Diprotodontia; Phascolarctidae
Gene: TIMM21
Product: translocase of inner mitochondrial membrane 21
Biological process (GO): protein import into mitochondrial matrix
Cellular component (GO): TIM23 mitochondrial import inner membrane translocase complex
Source: RefSeq, a predicted model, not a curated record
UUUCCAGGAAACUUUGGAAAUACAAUGGCGGGGGGUAUAUGAAUGUCAGGGUGUCGUGGGUAAAAGUUGUCGUUUCUGUUUGAGUAAGAGGAGGGCCACAAAGGAAAGCAGGUAGAAGUUAAUUUUUCCAUUGGUAUCUUCAUUUUAAUUAGAAAUCGCUACAGCUCACAUUGCUAUAUGAACCCUGUGCUCCUGCUUGUGGUUCUAGGGGUCACUCACUGCAGACCGCGGUGGGUGUCUGGGCGGGCGUGCAGACUCUAAACUCUUGCAAAGUGUGGCUGGUGGUAGGUUCUGGCCGGGGAACGUCUUUCUCCGAGCAUGAUUUCUGCGUCUUUACUUCGAGCUAUUCAGUGCACAGAGAAGCUACACAGCUCCCCUGGGAAGCGACUGCUUUUGCUCCAGCUGGUCCCCUUUAACAAAGCCUAUAUUAAGACGUGGCCAUGUUUGAGGUGGGGGCUCCUGGAGCAAAGGGAAGUUGUACUGCAACCUAGACGCAUCCUUAGGGUCACUCAGAAAGGCAUCUGGACUCAGGGAAACAAAGCCCUGAGAGCAGAAGAGGACGGCAGCAAACAAGUGUCUGUGCAGAAAAGUCAGAGGGGAGGACCUGCUCUUUCAACUUCACAGAGAGUGAAAGAAGCUGGAAGAGAUUUUACCUAUUUAAUAAUAGUGCUUAUUGGAAUCAGUGUCACAGGUGGCUUAUUCUAUGUGAUUUUCCAAGAACUUUUCUCCUCAUCCAGUCCUAAUAAGAUUUAUGGAAAAGCCUUAGAAAAAUGCAGAUCUCAUCCAGAGGUAGUCAGUGUUUUUGGUCACAGCAUUAAAGGUUAUGGGGAAUCAACAAGGCGAGGUAGAAGACAACAUGUCAGUCAUAUUGAAUAUGUAAGAGAUGGGCUAAAGUACAUGCGUCUGAAAUUCUACAUUGAAGGCUCAGUACCAGGGAAGCAAGGAACAGUGCAUCUUGAAAUGAAAGAGAACCCCGAAAGUGGCAAAUACGAAUUUCGCUAUAUAUUUGUGGAUGUUGAGGCCUUUCCUAGAAGAACCAUUGUUAUUGAAGAUAAUCGAUCCUGAGAGAACUAAAAGAAUUAAGCAACUCUGAUAUGUUCUACUAUGUCACAUAGUAGGGAAUCAAACUAUUCUGAUUUUCACAGUUCUCUUUGUGAGCCUAUUAUGAAUAAGACAUAAAAAAGAUGUUUAAUAAUGAGGGGAUUUAUGUUGCAUAAGAGUGAUAAUAUUAGAGAUCUUCAGUUGGACAAACCAUGAAAUAAAGUGCUUCUAUAUUUUAUCCAAGUGAA